AUGUCGAAGGUUGAGACUCAUCAUCUUGGUGACACGGUCAUCCAGCUUCAAGCCCAUGGAGUCGUGCAAGCCCGACCCCAGGUGGUCGUCCAUCUUCGUGUCACCGAGUUCGACGACGUGUACAUCUCCCCGGAGGUGAUCUUCUAUCGCUUCUUUCUGGGCCGGUUCUCGCUGCCCCGAGCCGUGCCUGCGAUCGUCUCAUUCGUGGCAUCCAACCUCGAUGCCAAGAUUCGGCAACUUUGCGAGCGUCGCCUUCUCCGCUUUGCUUCACAACCCGCGGUAGAGAGGGAGGAUAUCCCCUUCGUGCACGAUUACUAUCUAGGCGAAGAAGGUGGAUUUGGCGGCGUGCCGGCAAGGAAAUCUUUCAUCGAGAGUCUGGGGUGGUCGCUGUAUGGUCGAGGAGAGGGUGUUCGGGAGGAGGAAUGCGUGAUAUGCCUGGAGGACUUCGAUGCCGGAGCAGAAGUGAGCAUGACGCCGUGCUCCCACUCCUUCCACCGCCGGUGCAUCACCCAGUGGCUGGAAAAGAGCCAUCUCUGCCCCAUCUGUAGAUACCGCAUGCCCGCCUCCCGCUCCCAUCGAUAG
Messenger RNA from Phoenix dactylifera (date palm), 582 nucleotides. Lineage: Eukaryota; Viridiplantae; Streptophyta; Magnoliopsida; Arecales; Arecaceae. The record is from RefSeq and is a predicted model, not a curated record.